GUAAUAUGCGUUACGUUUCGGCUUACUUGCUCGCCGUCCUCGGAGGAAAUGCCAACCCAAAGGUUGACGACCUCAAGAACAUCUUGAGCGCUGUCGGAGUUGAUGCUGAUGCUGAGACCGCCAAGCUCGUUGUCUCCAGACUUGCAGGAAAGACAGUCGAAGAGCUCAUCGCUGAGGGAUCCGCUGGACUCGUUUCGGUUUCCGGAGGAGCCGCCCCAGCCGCCGCCGCUGCUCCAGCUGCCGGAGGAGCUGCCCCAGCCGCUGACAGCAAGCCGGCCAAGAAAGAAGAGCCAAAGGAGGAAUCCGACGAUGAUAUGGGAUUCGGUCUUUUCGACUAAAAUCAUUGUAUGUUAAUAAAUUGUUAUUGUUUUCCGGUCAUCUUCACAUCCAUGUUUUGAAACAUUAUAUACUGAAAGUCAGAAGCAAUCCAAUGAAUAAAAACAUCAAUUUU
Messenger RNA from Caenorhabditis elegans, 451 nucleotides. It is a transcript of the gene rplp-2.2, whose product is annotated as Large ribosomal subunit protein P2. Gene Ontology annotation, biological process: cytoplasmic translational elongation; translational elongation. Gene Ontology annotation, molecular function: structural constituent of ribosome. NCBI's taxonomy places the organism in Eukaryota, Metazoa, Nematoda, Chromadorea, Rhabditida, Rhabditidae. The coding region runs from base 6 to 338 and encodes 110 amino acids. The transcript has 3 exons. Gene Ontology annotation, cellular component: cytosolic ribosome; ribosome; cytosolic large ribosomal subunit. The record is from RefSeq and is marked reviewed.